Molecule: messenger RNA, 1114 nt
Organism: Lycium barbarum (goji berry)
Lineage: Eukaryota; Viridiplantae; Streptophyta; Magnoliopsida; Solanales; Solanaceae
Exons: 3
Coding region: 371-766 (131 amino acids)
Source: RefSeq, a predicted model, not a curated record
UCACUCUUCUGCAUUGUUAGAUUAUUGUCAAAUUGUUUCUUCAAUUUAUUUUGUCGUUACGGGAUUUGGCUGUCUCUUUAUUUGUUGUUUAUUUAGUUUGAGUAUAGAAAAUAUGUACUCUACAUUCGUUUGAGUUGUUUUCUUAAAAUUAUACAGUCAAACUAAAUAUAUGGCACUCAUUAAACUCUUUUUACAAAAAAUAUUACAAAAAUUGCAGCAAUGUCAGAUGAUAAAUGUAGAAAAGAUCAAACCUCUGAAACCACAAAUGCUAAGAGAAGAGCUAGGGAACGGGAGUUAUAUAAGCUAAUGCCACCUGAAAAAAAGGAAGCAUGUUUAGCCCGACGGCGGGAAUUAUAUAAGUUAUAAGUUAAUGGCGCCCGAAAAAAAUGAGGCAUGUUUAGCUCGACGACGGGAGUUAUAUAAGCUAAUGACACUUGAAAAAAAGGAGGCAUGUUUAGCUCAGCAACGAGCAAACAAAGCUAAAAUAAAAAAGCAAUGUCUGCAUGACAAUUCAGUUCUAGCUAAUUCAGUUAACCCAUCAUCCUUUGAAGUUAGCACUUCUUUUGCAGAGCAGGCUUCAUCUGUUGUAAGACGGUCACUGCUUCUUGGUGAAACAGGAUCGUCAUCAGGCACAAAACCUACACAUCAUGGUAAAAAGUCAGUGAUCACUACAAAUCAAGAAUCGUCGUCAAGCACAAAGCCUACACAUCAUGGUAAAAAGUCAGUCAUGACUACAAAUGAAGGUUGGUUCCAACCGUUUCACUAAAAACAAUAUUUGUCACACAUUCCUUAAAUUGCCUAUUAUUUCGUGCUUACAUUAAAGUUUAAUAUGCAGAAAGAGAUUUCAUACAAGUUGGUACCUUAAGUAGUGCAGAAGCAAAAACCAGCUAUAUUAGCUUGAAAGAUGUUCCGAAUUGUGAAUUUUGUGGAGCCAAAAAGUUUGAAUAUGAACCACCUGCAUUUUGUUGUAGUAAUGGUUCGAUUCACUUAAUUUCAUAUCAAAUGCCACAAGAGUUAAGAAAUUUGUAUUUAGGAAACACUGAGGAAUAAAAGGAAUUUCGAACUUACAUUAGAACACACAUUCGCUUUCACUUCACUCGGAGUAACUUAUGAU